AUGAAGGCCUCUCGCAGGCAGACCAGCUGCGCUGGCGGGAGGGGAGGAGGAGACCUUGGGCGUCGUUUCCUCUUCGUUGGCCUGGUGCUCUCCUCUCUUGUUUGUUGCAGCGCAUGCGACAAGGCGCCCUCGGCUGCGUCCUUCUCGCCCGCCACGCGCGUCACCGCUCAGCCUGUGGCGCGCCUGCCAAACAAGGCCGCUGCGGGCAUUUCGCAGCUAGAGAAGGCGAGGCACGCCGAGGCGCCGCAAGCGGAGCAGACCGGCGAGGCGCCGAGCAGAAAAACGAAGGAUGGCGUCGAGGCGCGAGGGAGCAGCGGGCGCCGCGAGGGAGGCCAGCAGAGGAAGCGCGGGAUGAGCACAUCCGACGACUACGCGCUUCCGAGAGGUGUCAAUCCAAGGCUCGCGGGCGCCUACAAGCCUAUUUUCUCCCCGCCUGCGGAGAGCUCGUUCGCCUACCCUCUGGCGCAGCUGGCGCGCGGGGAGGAGGAGGUCUCCUCCGCGUUCUUCAAGUGCCCCUCGACGGGGGCACUUAUCCCCUGGGCGAUGAUCAACGACAACUUCUGCGACUGCCGCGGCGACGGGUUCGACGAGCCGGGGACCGACGCGUGCAGCGGCGUCGCGCCUGUUCACUCCGCGGCGGCCAUGCGCUUUCGGGCCGCGCUGCAGGCCUUCCUAGCGGAGGAAGACGCGGGCGGGAGGCCCGCCGAGAGCGACGCCACCAGCCAGGCGCAGACGGGGCCCUGCCGCUGGCCGGGCGGAUGCGCUGGAAAGGAGUUCCGCAGACUGAAGGGCGCCUCCGGCUUCUUCUGCGCGAGCCAAGACGGCAGCGGCGCGUCCACAGGAAAGCCGCGCGUCAUCUCCCCCAUGAAAGUCCACGACGGCGUGUGCGACUGCUGCGACGGGUCUGACGAGGCUGCGGACGUCUCGCUGCUACCUGUGCGCGCAGUCGGCUACCGUCCUUUCGCGGCCUUUUUUCCAUUUGAGACCUCGCCGCAGCGGGCGGGGCCUUCGGCGGCGUGCGCGAACCGCUGCGAGGAGGAGGCAGCUGCGUGGGAGGCGUCGAGGCGCGAGGCGUCUGCGACAGUCGAGGCGGUCCGGGCGCAGGUCGCCGCGCAGGAGCAACAGGUCGCGCAGCUGCUGCGGCAGAAGGCCGAGGAGGCGGCGGCGCUCGAGACGGCCAUCCGCCGCCUCGAGGACGCGCUGAACUGCCAGUGGCUGGAGCGGCAGUGGCGCCACGCCGACGCCGGAAAGGGCGCUGCGCCGGCGCACGUACACCACAACGCGGCCUUCCAGCUGGCCGUGAAGCGCGAGAUCGUGGCAGCCCGCGAGGGCCCCAGAGGCCAGGCGCAGAAGGUGAAGGAGCUCGCCGCCCAGAGCGCUGACGAAGAGCUCCGCGGGUGGUGCGAAGCGCUGCUGAAGGACGUCCGGCAGGACGCGCGGAGGGGCGUUCAGCGCGAGACCGGCGCAGAGGCAGAAGCAGAACAAGAAGAGGAGGACGGUGACCUUGGCGUCGAGGCGGGCCUCGCGGCGGAGGUCGGCGCGCCGCCGCCCGCGACAUUUUCGCGCCCAGAGAAACUCGCGCUGUUCCCGCCGCCGCGCCCGCAGUACGAGCUCCUCGGGCAGGCGCAGCGGGCCGCGAAGGAAGCGGCUCGAGGCGCCCAGACAACGACAAGAGCAGUGGAGACGCGCACUGCCGCGCUCGCCGCCAAGGCCGCCGAGGCGCGCCGCGCGGCGCUGGAGGCGUAUUUGCAGCAGCAGAGGCGAGGCGCGGGGGAGAAGGGGGGGAAGGAGAGUGAGGAGAGUGAGGACGAAGAGGAGGCGAAGAGCGCGCGAGGCUCGGCCGUCGGCGCAGUUUUAGACAGCCUCUGGCAAAGCGCCGCCGGCGCCGCGCGCCGCGGAGUGCAGGCCGUCCAUGACGGCCUCGCCUGGAUGGGUCUUGCCCCCCAACCCAAGAAAGAAAAGAGGGGGUCGCUGCAUCGGUCUCUGGAGGAGCUCAAGGAGAAGAAAAAGAGGCUGAGCGCACAGCUGCGGCACGCGGAAGGCGUCAAAGGCCUCCUGGCGCCGCUCUACUCGACGUGUCUCUUCACCUUUGAUCUCCGCCGCAGGUUCGACUACCAGCUGUGUCUCUUUGACAGCGUGCGCCAAUUCCCCUACCGGCCGCGUCGCGCGCAGGAGGCGCUUGCGGCGUAUCAGGCGUCGGCGGCGCGCGAGGGCGAGCGACUGCCGGACACGGCGCGUUUCACGGGGGGUGCGGCGAAAGAGCCGUCCUUUCUGCUGGGCACGUUUGACUCGCUGGAGCUCGUGCGCUGCCCGCGGGGCUCCGCCGCCGCGCGCAGGCUCCUGCAGACUGCCCCCCGGGGCCUGCAGGCCUCCGCAAAGGCCCGAGCGGUGCAAAGCCGCACUGACGCCGCGACCGCCGCCGCGGAGGGCGCCGCAGGCAUCUCGUUUCGCCCCGAAGGCGAGAAGAAGGGCGCCGAAGAGGAGGAGGAGGACUCACUCGGCGACGACGGCGACCCCGGCGACCACCAGCUUUGCUUCUCCAUGCUCUUCCUCGACGGCGACAGCUGCGCCGACGACGUGCAACGUGAGACUGAGGCCCUCAUCCACUGCGGACCCGAGCUCGCCGUCGUUCAGGUCAGCGAGGUGGCGCCGUGUCGGUACGCGAUCGUCCUGACGACUCCGCUGCUUUGCCCGCGGGAGCAGCUCCUCGAACAGGAGAAAAAACAAUUCAAAGUGCUUCACGACGAGCUCUAG
Messenger RNA from Besnoitia besnoiti, 2754 nucleotides. RefSeq lists its product as uncharacterized. The transcript has 6 exons. Gene Ontology annotation, biological process: N-glycan processing. Lineage: Eukaryota; Apicomplexa; Conoidasida; Eucoccidiorida; Sarcocystidae. The coding region runs from base 1 to 2754 and encodes 917 amino acids. Gene Ontology annotation, cellular component: glucosidase II complex. The record is from RefSeq and is a predicted model, not a curated record.